Messenger RNA from Andrographis paniculata, 1503 nucleotides. RefSeq names its product alpha/beta hydrolase domain-containing protein WAV2. The record is from RefSeq and is a predicted model, not a curated record. Gene Ontology annotation, cellular component: membrane. Bases 281 to 1249 code for a protein of 322 amino acids. Lineage: Eukaryota; Viridiplantae; Streptophyta; Magnoliopsida; Lamiales; Acanthaceae. Gene Ontology annotation, biological process: proteolysis. The transcript has 8 exons. Gene Ontology annotation, molecular function: palmitoyl-(protein) hydrolase activity; serine-type peptidase activity.
CAAAGAGGUUUAACACGAAACGGCGUCGUCUGGUCUGGGCAGGCUUUCGAUUUGGAGGAAGAAAAGAAAGAAGAACGGGGCCGGGACGGGAAUCGUCGUCCCUCACUCCCACCAACACCAAGUUCGUUCGGAGCUACCUAAUUGGAUUCAAUUCCUCCUCGAUCUGUUGCUCACGAGAAUCCCACAUGCUUCGACGAAUCUACAGAGGCUUUUUUAAUUAUACCCAGUGAAGAAAGUAGAAGGAUCGAUCCAGGAGGGAAGUGAAUCCGUCACUGUACUCAUGGUGUCGUACGUGACCGCGUUGGCCUACGGCGUCGGCGGAAUAGUGGUCGCCGGAGUCGCAUUGCUCGUCGCCUUUCAGGAGAAGUUAGUCUACGUUCCAGUCUUGCCUGGCCUCACCAAAUCGUAUCCGAUUACUCCUGCUCGCCUCCGCCUCUUCUACGAGGAUGUCUGGCUCACUUCCUCCGACGGCGUCCGCCUCCAUGCCUGGUUUAUAAAGCAGUUUCCGGAUUGUAGAGGCCCAACUAUUCUCUUUUUCCAGGAAAAUGCAGGAAAUAUUGCUCAUCGUCUUGAAAUGGUUCGGAUAAUGUUACAGAAACUAAACUGCAAUAUAUUUAUGCUUUCCUACCGAGGUUACGGAGCUAGUGAUGGAUUUCCUUCUCAACAUGGUAUCAUAAGGGAUGCACAGGCGGCACUAGACCAUCUAGUUCAGAGGACCGACAUUGACACUUCCAGAAUUGUGGUCUUUGGAAGAUCACUUGGGGGAGCUGUUGGAGCUGUUCUUACACGGGAUAACCCAGACAAGGUGCCUGCAUUAAUAUUGGAAAACACUUUCACAUCCAUACUGGACAUGGCUGGUGUUCUGUUACCAUUUUUGAAGUGGUUUAUUGGAAGAUGCAAUGUAAAGGGUCCCCGGAUUCUAAAUUUUCUGGUUCGUUCUCCAUGGAAUACCAUUGAUGUUGUUGGUGAGAUCAAACAGCCAAUCCUUUUUCUAUCAGGAUUACGAGAUGAAAUGGUACCACCUUUGCAUAUGGAGAUGUUAUACGCUAAAGCAGCUGCACACAACCAGCAGUGCACAUUCGUCCAAUUCCCCACAGGCAUGCAUAUGGAUACAUGGAUGGUUAGUGGUGAUCGCUAUUGGAGAACAAUACAAGAGUUUUUCGAAAAAACUGUGCCAGAAAAUGUGGAUAACUCUUCCAGAGAGGGUAAGAUAUUGCAGCAAGGUGAUCUCCAGGGAUCAAGAAUAUAACUCAUCAUUCGAUUGUUGUAAAUCUUUGCAGCAACCAAAAUGUCAUCCGGUUAGAUUAGCCGGUCAAAUGCGCAGAGUUCAGGUAAUCUAAAAAUUUGUUGCCUUUUGGUGAUGACCUUGGAAUAUUGUAAUGUUUUAUAACUUCGAUUGCAUAAUUGAGUUGUCGAAAAAAAUCUGGUAUUUAUAAGGGAGAUAGAGGAUUCUGAUGGAUUGCUUAUAUAUACCUUUUCAAGGGAUUUUGGUUGCCUACAUAA